Clarias gariepinus (North African catfish) is the source of this 701-nucleotide messenger RNA. RefSeq names its product ASNSD1 upstream open reading frame protein-like. The transcript has 5 exons. The record is from RefSeq and is a predicted model, not a curated record. NCBI's taxonomy places the organism in Eukaryota, Metazoa, Chordata, Actinopteri, Siluriformes, Clariidae. Bases 341 to 568 code for a protein of 75 amino acids.
AUUCUCAUAUAGUCCAACGAUUAACUAAUAAAAAAAGCUUAAUUUCCUUAUAAUUAUGGAUCAAAGAAAAAAAAAUACAGCGCAAAAAUAAAUGUAUAUAAUUUUUUAGAUUAAAAGUUCUCUCAGAGACGCGCCUAUCAGAACACGCGGAACAGGUUCUCUAUCCAAUCAGCGCGCUAGCCUUUCCUGUUAAGCCAAUCGUAGCGAAGGAGGCGGGGCUUGUCGGAAUACAGUUAGGGUUUAAAAAAUAUAUGCGACACGGUAGCAAACGUUGUAACGACUUCCGUUUGUAGACUUCCGGCAAUGCUUUCUUGAACAUCAAAGAAAAUAUUUGACAAAAAUGUCGACUGAUCUUGUUCAGGAAGAGCGCGCUACUAAAGAAGAGCUAAAUAAACAGAUUAAGGAACAGAAGAUUGUGAUUGAUGAGCUGUCUAAUCUGAAGAAAAACAGGAAAGUCUUCGUCCAGCAGCCGAACAGCAACAUCUUCUUCCUGGCAGACAAAGGAGAGACCUUGAGCACCUGCAAGAAAAAUCUGGACAAAAUGAAAAAAGACUACCAGGACAUGUAGAGCUUAGGUUGUCCUGACCGGCAUCGGGGCAGACGAGCAGCUAGCUGGCUACUCGAGACACCGUGUGCGGUUUAAAACCUCAGGUCUACAGGGUCUGGUUGAGGAGUUGGCUAUGGAGCUGGGCAGAAUAUCC